Messenger RNA from Drosophila innubila, 1532 nucleotides. It is a transcript of the gene OXA1L, whose product is annotated as mitochondrial inner membrane protein OXA1L. Gene Ontology annotation, molecular function: membrane insertase activity. The record is from RefSeq and is a predicted model, not a curated record. Gene Ontology annotation, biological process: mitochondrial respiratory chain complex IV assembly; protein insertion into mitochondrial inner membrane from matrix. The transcript is spliced from 3 exons. The coding region runs from base 81 to 1400 and encodes 439 amino acids. Lineage: Eukaryota; Metazoa; Arthropoda; Insecta; Diptera; Drosophilidae. Gene Ontology annotation, cellular component: mitochondrial inner membrane.
ACGAAACUGCCAUCUCUUUCUACAAUACGAACGCGAAUGCGUCAAAUUUAUAAAAUUUAUAAAUUAAAACAAAGUGCAACAUGUUGGCGAAACGAAUGCAGCUAUGGAGGGCGACGAAUGCGAUGUUAGCGUUAAAUACAACGACCACCAGGGCAGCCACACAGAUGUUUCCAACUGGCAGCAGUCGGGACUUGCACAUGUCCAGCAGCUGGAGCAAUCAGCUGACGCUAAAGCCUUCAUCAAGGCUGCUGCCGCUCUCUCUCUCCGCUCCAGUUGGAUUGCGAUUCGCCAGCUCAAGCACAGAUGGAAUCCCUGCAUCAGUGUCCACCAAAGAGCUUGUUGACCUGCCUGCGAUACCAGAGGCGCCAGUAGCGCCCUCAGCCGUGGACACAGAAACCCUAAUGGAAACUGUUGCUGCCGCAGCCGGCGAACCUUCGUUUGCCUCCAUCGGAUUGGGCGGCUGGUCGCCCGUGGGCAUGGUACAGAACUGCAUGGAGUUUGUUCAUUGCACCUGGGACAUACCUUGGUGGGGCACCAUUGCCUUGGGCACGCUGGCAGUGCGCACCAUCAUCUUUCCCCUGGUCAUCCUGGCACAGCGCAACUCGGCCAAGAUGAACAACAACAUGCCGCAGAUGCAGGUCCUGCAGCUGAAAAUGACGGAGGCCAGACAGUCCGGCAAUGCCAUUGAAUCCGCACGCUAUGCACAGGAGAUGAUGCUGUUUAUGCGGGAGAAGGGCGUUAAUCCUCUAAAGAACAUGAUUGUACCACUGGCGCAAGCGCCGCUCUUCAUCUCCUUCUUCAUGGGUCUACGCCAGAUGGCCAAUACGCCGGUAGAAUCGAUGCGGGAUGGAGGUCUCUUUUGGUUUACAGAUCUGACGCUGGCGGAUCCACUGUAUCUGCUGCCCGUCAUCACCAGCGCCACAUUGUAUCUGACCAUUGAGCUGGGCACGGACAGCGCGCGUCUGUCGGCCGCCAACAUGAGCACCAUGAAGUACGUGCUCCGUGCUCUGCCACUCGUCAUCUUCCCCUUCACCAUGAACUUUCCCGCCGCCAUUCUGAUGUACUGGGCCUGCAGUAACUUCAUCUCCCUGGGCCAGGUGGCAUUGCUGCGCAUUCCGUCGGUGCGGGAUUACUUUAAGAUUGACAAGAUGCUGACACAUGCACCCAGUGCACUGCCGGCCAAGAAGAAGACUUUUGUGGGCGGCAUGAAGGAGUCUUGGGACAACAUGAAGAUCUCAAAGGAGAUCGAGGAACGACAACGCUUGGAUGAGAUUCGCUUUGCCAAGGCAGGAAAGGGACCACUGGUCAAGACGUACAAAUAUGAUCCCACCCAGCCACGCACGGACAUGGGUCAGGCCAGGAUCACGGGUAGCCUGAAGCCUCCCUCCAAGCAGCAGUAGCCGUUGAUGUGAAGAAACCCAACGGUGUCGUUGUUAACGUUACCAUAGUCUUUAGUUCCAAGUCAAGUCCCAAGUCCCCCGAUAGUUAUCGCAUAUGUCUUAUGCUAAAAUAUAAUAUUUACUAUAAACAAA